Molecule: messenger RNA, 1902 nt
Organism: Eimeria maxima
Lineage: Eukaryota; Apicomplexa; Conoidasida; Eucoccidiorida; Eimeriidae
Exons: 8
Coding region: 1-1902 (633 amino acids)
Source: RefSeq, a predicted model, not a curated record
AUGUGGAAUGUGUCUUCGCGGCGCGCCUCUCUAGCGCUCCGAGUCCAGGGGACGGGAUCGUCUCCGGACAUGUCUUCUCCCUGUGUGUUGCCUGAAGGCACAGCCUUUGUGCAGCGGUGGUCUCGCUGUGGAAGUGCUGCAGCUGCUGCAGCGGCAGCAGCAGCAGCAUCUACAGCUUCAACCACAGCAGCAGCUACUGGGUCCCCUCCGGGAUCUCCUGUAGGAUCUCCUGUAGGGAGUGGAGACGGCUCCAGCAGUGGGGGCGCCUGGGAUAGACGAUCGCAGAAGAGACCGUCGUUUGGUGCCUUCAGGGCUUUCUCUGCUGCAAAAGACUUCAGUAGGGUAGCAUGCCUUGCGUUUCCCGAGGAGGCAGCAAACGCGUCGUCUAGACUAGGGUACGCGCGGCUACAGCUACUGCUGGGCUAUGUGGUGCCGGAGAUCUUGGAGGAGGAGAGCUUCGCAGAAGAUGCAGAGAGCAGGGCUCAGGAGACUGCGGGAACACCUGAGGAAUCUCAGCCUGCGCUGCGUGUACCCUACAGGCCCUACAUUGUAGUGAGUCUGAACGGCCGCGACAUAUACCGAAGUGCGGUUCUGCGCUGCGACUCGACGAGCCCAAGUGCUUGUCUUCAAGGAGUUUGGAAUGAGAGGAUUGAGAUCCAGCUGCACCAGCCCUACAGCGUCUUGCGUCUAGCGCUGUAUGACAGAGACACUUCGACAUCUGCCUUAGGUGGCGAUGAAUUGUUGGGGGCUGCGGACUUUCAGCUCCAUCUUCUACUGCCACAGCGCAUUUACGACAUCACGACCGUAUUCGCACCGUUUGCUGUUCUCGAUGAAGGGGUCUUGUCCGGGAAGGAAGAGGCAUUCGUUGUGCUGCAGGGCAAUCGUUAUCUGCACCGUUCACAAGACACUCGGGCGAUAGUCAAAGAGACAUCUUGUGGAGUGUGCGGCGACCACGGUGGAAUCUGCAAGGACAGCAGCAACAGCUGCAACGGCGUGGACACAGAAGGGGCGUCGUUGUACACAAUCGAACUGGACGAAGAGGCGGUCGCGAAGGUCGUGCAGGAUCAGCUGCAGCAGCUGCAGCAACAGCAGCAGCAGAACCAAGGAGAGUUUGGGGGCUGUCGCAUGCGAUUGAUGCUACAGCUGCUGCCUCACAAGGCUUCGAAGUGCAGCACCAUCCCAUUACUUGAUGAGGUGUCAGCCUUGUUGCUCCCGACACCACAGGAGACUCAAGAGGCUGCGCUACCGCCACUCAACUUUCCCGCCGUUUGGAGCGACCUCCAGGAUGCCCACAGAAAGCUUGUUGAAGGGCCUUUGGGAGUGCUUGCUGCAGGGCUGUACGAUGCGGUGUACUGGGAGCGGCCGGCACUGAGCAUUGCGUGCCUCCUUGCGUUUGUCUUUUUGUGGAGGCGUCCCUGUUUUUUGCCAUCAGCUCUUCUGUUACUCUCAGGCCUGAUGUUGCUGAUUGUCUCCCUUAUUCAGAUGCCUCCGCCUCCCGAGGAGGCCAGUUCAGCUGGUCGGGCGGACAAUUCCACAGGAGCCACUGCAUCAUCUUCUUCCUCAGCAGCAGCCACGACGGCAGAAACGGGGCGUGAUGGAGACAGGGGAGUUACUCCUUUGGGGUCCCGGCAAAGAGGCCGUCCAGGGUCUCUAAAGGCCUUUGAAGUCAGUGAAUCAGAGAACUGCGCGGAGACAUCGUUGUUGCGGUCGCUGUUGUCUGCCGCAGUGCCGCCCUCGGUGCAGCUACGCGUACGGCAGUGCCACAUUGUAGGUGCGCUGUGGGUGUUGGGGGCGUGGGCGGGUGCUGAGCCUGCGAAGGCAUGCAGUAUCGCAAGCUACCUCGUUUUGGCGUCAGGCGAGUAUUGUUAUUCCGGUUCUUUCAGCCGCGUCCCGCAGCCUUAA